AUGGUACUUCUUGUGUUUAUUCUAGUCACAUUCCUUAUUGAUCGUUACAAAACAAUUGUAAUCCCUAAAGAUUUGUAUUUCCCUCGAUUCACCAGAGUCACGAAAACUCCUUAUUCUUCGGUCUUUAUAUUUCAUAGAUCUUCAUCGUAUUUUCCUUCAAUAGACCGUGUUAUAGAAUUUACUGAUUCGACUGGUCUUGUGGACAUUUGGCAUUCACUGAGCGAUGAAGAGCUCAUGGAGAAAGCAAUGAUGGUCCCGCGUAUAGCUGAAGAUCCAAAGAAAGUCGCUUUCAUGUUCUUGGCGAGGAGACAUUUGCCCUUAAGGUUAUUUUGGGAAAAGUUCUUUGAAGGGCAUGAUGGUCUUUUCUCGAUUUACCUUCACACAUCUCCCGAUUUCAACUACGAACCUCCAAACUCAUCGGUAUUUUAUAAACGAAGAAUCCCAAGCAAGUUUGUUCAAUGGGGAAAACCAACAAUGAUUGAUGCUGAGAGAAGACUUCUAGCAAAUGCAUUACUCGACUUCUCAAAUCAAAGGUUCGUAUUACUAUCGGAAUCAUGCAUUCCUCUAUUCAAUUUCACUACCAUCUACAAUUACCUCAUGAAUGCCAACGGAAGUUUCCUUAGUUCAUUUGAUGACCCAAGGAAAAUAGGUCGUGGGAGAUACAACAAACGUAUGGGUCCCACAAUAACGUUAAAAGAUUGGCGUAAAGGUUCCCAAUGGUUCGAAGUUAACCGAGGGCUCGCUCAUGAAAUAAUCUCUGACAAAACGUAUUUUCACGUGUUCCAAACUCAUUGUUUGCCACCUUGUUAUAUGGAUGAACAUUACUUACCUACACUAGUAAAUAAGAUUCGUCCUGAUUUGACCACAAAUACAACUGUGACGUGGACAGAUUGGUCUGGUGGUGGGUCCCACCCUAGGAUGUUUAUGAAAAAAGAUAUCACAAAAACGUUUAUAAAUGAGGUUAGAUACGGGUCCAAUUGUACUUAUAACGGUGUUAAUAGCAAGAUUUGCUUCGUAUUUGCUAGGAAGUUUCAUCCGAGCACUUUAGACCCAUUGCUAAAGAUGGCCCCAAAGAUAUUUGGGUUUAGCCCAUAA
Molecule: messenger RNA, 1095 nt
Organism: Lactuca sativa (garden lettuce)
Lineage: Eukaryota; Viridiplantae; Streptophyta; Magnoliopsida; Asterales; Asteraceae
Product: glycosyltransferase BC10
Cellular component (GO): membrane
Molecular function (GO): glycosyltransferase activity
Source: RefSeq, a predicted model, not a curated record